UCUAAAGGAAUGCAUAUUGCAGGCAGUCAACUGUUUUCGCCAUUUAGAGCGCUGGGCUACAUCUCAAAUGGUGUGCCAUUUGCUUUGCAAGCUCUAGGGAGUGAACAUUUUAUUGCCACUGUUGUAGGAAGAUCUUUCCACCUCUAUAAUUGUAAGAAGUUAAACCUGUUAUUUGUUGGUACACCCCAAAGUAAUGCAAUUAACUGUAUUACCACUCAUAGUGAGCUGGUCAUCACAGCUGCUGGAAACCAAAUCAAAGCAUGGAAAAGAGGAAAACAGGUAUAUGAAUAUAUUGGUCAUAAAAGUGAUGUUCAGCUUCUCCUUCCUUUUGCUCAUCAUUUAUUAUCUGUCGAUAAAAAUAACUGUCUACGGAUUUGGGAGAUAAAAUCUGCUGAGUUAUAUUUGCAACUUGAGUUUGAUGCAUCAUCAUUUGACAUAACAACCAUAAUGCAUCCAAGUACGUAUCUGAACAAGAUACUUUUGGGCAGCAAGCAGGGUUCAAUGCAGCUUUGGAACAUCAAGACCAGCAAAAUGAUUUACACCUUUGCAGGAUGGUCUCAACCAAUCACCGUAAUUGAACAGGCUCCAGUUGUUGAUGUGGUUGCAGUUGGAUUACAAAAUGGCAAGAUCAUUCUUCACAAUUUAAAGUUUGAUGAAACCGUGAUGAGUUUCAUGCAAGACUGGGGAGCAGUUACUGCCAUCAGUUUUAGGACAGAUAGUCAAGCUAUCAUGGCAACAGGCAGUGCAUUGGGACAUAUUGCUCUCUGGAAUUUAGAAGAAAGAUGCUUAUCCAGUACAUUACGUCAUGCUCAUGAUGGAAGUAUAACUGCAAUAAGAUUUCUUCAAUCUCAACCACUCCUCAUAUCCACUAGUCCGGAUAAUUCUUUAAAAAUGUGGAUAUUUGAUCAACCAGAUGGUAGUGGUCGUGUUCUUAAAUCCCGCUGUGGUCACAGUGGACCUCCUUCUAGGAUACGCUUUCAUGGUUCACGUGGUCAUACAAUACUUAGUGCAGGUCAAGACAGAAGUUUAAGAAUAACAUCAACGAUUCGUGAUUCACAAAACUGUGAACUAUCGCAAGGUUCAUUUCUUAAAAAAUCAAAGAAUCUCGGAGUGAAAAUGGAAAACCUCAAGUUACCAAUAGUAACUGAUUUUGCCUCCGAAGAAACACGACAAGGAGACUGGGAUGGAAUCGUGACCUGUCAUUAUGGAACUUCUCAAGUCCGCACGUGGAAUUUUCAAAAUAAAUGUAUUGGAAAGCAUUCUCUUGAACCAAAACAUGAAGUAAACGAUUCUGUUGCACUGUGCGCAACAAUAAGUUCGUGUGGAAAUUUCACAAUCAUUGGCCAUUCUUCUGGACAUGUUGAUAUUUACAACAUUCAGUCAGGACUACAUCGUGGCUCCUUAGGACAAGGCAAAGCCCACGAAGGAAUCGUUCGUGGCGUUGUGAUCGAUGGUCUUAAUCAACAGAUUAUAACAGCAUCAUCUGAUAAAUCAGUGAAGUUCUGGCAUUUUAAAUCAAAGUGUCUUCAGGCGACGUUGAGACUCGACGUUGGUGUUUCUCAGAUAGUUUUGCACAGGGAGAGCGCACUAAUGGCUGUCGCAUUGGAUGAUUUCACUAUUAAAAUUGUUGACACUGAUAUCAAGAGAGUUGUACGUCAGUUUUCAGGUCAUCGAAACCGAAUAACUGAUGUGGCAUUCAGCCCCGAUGCAAGAUGGUUAAUCACGUGUUCUCUGGACUCAACUAUUCGAACAUGGGAUUUGCCUUCUGGACGUAUUUUAGAUUGCUUCCUUGUGGAAUCACCUGCGACAAGCUUAUCAAUAUCGCCUGUUGGAGAUUUUCUUGCAACUGCCCAUGUUGAUGAUGUUGGAAUAUAUUUAUGGGCGAACAAAGCACUCUAUUCAAACGCUUCAAUCAUUCCACUUCCUGCGGAUUUUCAACCAUCAUUUGUUGACUUACCAUCAGCAAAAACCAGUUUCGGCGAAGACGACGAGGAUGAAGAUUCAAAAUUCAUUGAAAACUCGGAUGAAGAAACUGUGAUGGAAGAAGAAAUGAUAACAGAUGAAAAAUACAAAUCACCAGAUCAAAUCUCUUCUGAACUCAUCACGUUGUCUUUACUUCCGGAAUCUCGAUGGAGAACUCUGUUGAAUCUUGAUGUGAUCAAACAACGUAACAAACCAAAAGAACCGCCAAAAGCUCCUAAAUCAGCGCCAUUUUUCCUUCCAACAAUUCCUGGGGUUGACUUGAAAUUUGAUGUUGGGAAAGACGACACAGAAACAGCGGCUCCGUCUAAGAUGCGUCAUAUCACAAACUUUACGGAAUAUUCUGAAUUCCAGCAGCUACUUGUCGAGUGUCGCGCUAGACAGGAUUACCAGCAGCUGUCACGCAAGUUAAAGGAACUGGGACCAUCGGCCAUUGACGCUGAGUUUCGUUGUUUGGCGCCAGGUGCAGGAGGGGAUGUCGUCUUAAUGGAGAAUAUGAUGGAAUUUCUAAUCACUCAGUUAGAGUUACGGAACGACUUUGAAUUAAUACAAGGUUAUAUGGCCUUAUUUCUCAAGCUUCACGGAGAUAUUAUUUCUUCGGAGAGUAGUUUAAUCGAACGCGCAAAAAGACUUGAGGAACAACACAAGAAAUGCUGGGACAAUGUUCAAGAUCUGCUUAACCAAAAUUUAUGUCUGGUCGCGUAUUUCAAGAGUGCUACAAUAUGAUGCAAUCAUUCAUCCAAUGUAAGUUUGUAUUUUGUCGUGCGCAGUUAAUAGAAAUUAACGGGCUUACUGCAUUGUGGACACAAUUGCAU
Molecule: messenger RNA, 2795 nt
Organism: Dendronephthya gigantea
Lineage: Eukaryota; Metazoa; Cnidaria; Anthozoa; Malacalcyonacea; Nephtheidae
Product: WD repeat-containing protein 36-like
Exons: 24
Coding region: 10-2706 (898 amino acids)
Biological process (GO): rRNA processing
Cellular component (GO): Pwp2p-containing subcomplex of 90S preribosome; small-subunit processome
Molecular function (GO): protein binding
Source: RefSeq, a predicted model, not a curated record